Molecule: messenger RNA, 807 nt
Organism: Peronospora farinosa
Lineage: Eukaryota; Oomycota; Peronosporomycetes; Peronosporales; Peronosporaceae
Source: the annotation of a GenBank genome assembly
AUGGCUUUCAAGGUAGCCAUUGUACUUAUUCUUGUGACGCUAGUACCGACUUCAAGAGCAACGUCUGAUGACGAAGUGAUGCUCUAUUUCCCAGCGUCUAAUACGCUGAAUGCGGCCCCUGUCUGGCCGCGCCGAUACCUGAGGUCGACCGAAUCCUUGACAAUGACCAAUGAGGGCAACGCCGAAGAGAGAGGAAUGGGGUUGGAGUUAUUUGCUAAAUUGGGAAAGAAAAAAACGAAUGCCGAUACCUUGCCGUUGUUAAUGGAUACAAGCGAGACCGAGCAAUUGAUCCCAAAAGAAAGCGAGGAGGUGAAGAUGCCUGAAAAAGAAAGCAAGAAUUCACUACUAAUCGGUUCUCAAGUCUUUAAGUUGUCGCGGGCGGAUUCUAUCUCGACCAAAGAUAACAAGGUCAAGAAAUUAGUCGAGACUGAAAGUAACAAGGACAUUAAAUCUAUUAUAACUACACUGGAAAAGGAAUACUACUGGCAAUGGUACAAUGAGAAGAGACCUGCGGAAGAGAUUCACGAGCUUUUGGGGCUACCAACAGGACCUGCCCUCUUAAACAGCCCACUUGUAUGGUUCUGGCUGGAUUACACGAUCUGGGUCGGCAAAGAAAACAUGAUGAAAACUGUAAACCUUUUUAAGGAGAAUCAACGUAUACCGAAGAAGAGAUCUCAGAAAUGCUCACAAGAGUUGGCGCCAAACUUUAGAAACCUAAUUGACCCUAAAGCACCUGAAGGCCUCAAAGUACCUGAAGGCCCUAAAGAACCUGAAGCUUCUGAAUUAGCUGGACCUGGACGAGUUUGA